CUCCUGAUUGGUGGAAACCAGCAGGAAGAGCGCUCUCGUCGUGAUAUCUGUCAAGUUGAGACAGAAACUCUCUACACUAAAACAGACCAACUAUCCCUCCAGACUACCAAAAACAUACUGCGCCCGCGCCUUUGCAGCCGUCUGUGGGGUUUUGGUGAAACCAGGACAAACCUGCUCUCGUCCCUGCCGCAUCUGAAGAAGCGUGACUUACCCAGCAUUUCCCGGAAACCCAGCGCAGAGGGCAUCAUCGGUGUCGGUGUGAGGAGGAUGGCUGCCUACAAGCUGGUGCUGAUCCGCCAUGGAGAGAGCUGCUGGAACCAGGAGAACCGCUUCUGCGGCUGGUUCGACGCGGACCUGAGCGACACCGGAGAGCAUGAGGCAAAGAGAGGAGGACAGGCCCUGAAAGACGCCGGCUAUGAAUUUGAUAUUUGCUACACCUCCGUCCUGAAGAGGGCCAUCCGCACCCUGUGGUUUGUUCUGGACAGCAUCGACCAGAUGUGGCUGCCCGUCCACCGGACCUGGCGCCUCAAUGAGCGUCACUACGGUGGCCUGACUGGGCUGAACAAGGCUGAAACAGCAGAAAAGCACGGAGAGGCCCAGGUCAAGAUCUGGAGGCGCUCUUUCGACACUCCCCCCCCACCCAUGGAUGAGGAGCAUGACUUCUAUCAGACCAUCAGCAAGGACCGCCGUUACGCUGACCUGACGGAGGAACAGCUUCCCAGCUGUGAGAGUCUCAAGGACACCAUCGCCAGGGCUCUGCCCUUCUGGAACGAAGAGAUCGUUCCACAGAUCAAAGAGGGAAAGAGGGUGCUGAUCGCAGCCCACGGCAACAGUCUCCGGGGCAUCGUCAAGCAUCUUGAGGGAAUGUCAGAGGAGGACAUCAUGGAGCUGAACCUGCCCACAGGUAUCCCCAUCGUGUACGAGCUGGACAAGAACCUGAAGCCUUUAGGACCCAUGCAGUUCCUGGGAGAUGAGGAGACAGUCAAGAAGGCCAUGGCAGCUGUGGCUGCUCAGGGAAAAGCCAAGAAAUAGACCACCCACCCACCUGCCCCCGGAUGAGCUAGAGUACAGAUCAAUCAUGUGCUGUUCAAUUAUCAAAUUAUUACAAGGUCAUUUACUUUUAUCGUCAUCACAGACUUGCGUACACAUCGACACACAAUGUGCACUUUAUUUUGAUAAUACCCAGCUUUCACACAAUUGAUUUGAUUACUUUGUAACAUUCUGAAAUGUACAUGUCAUUAUCACACAAUGGUUAUCAGCUGCAAUGUGGUUUAAGCAAUGACCAAAAUGCAAAAUUCGGGACCAGCAAAUAGGAGCAAACAUAGACUAACCCUGCAGAGUCAUCCCAUGUAUUCCUUCCUGUUAAUGAUACAUGUACUGGAGGUGAAGCUCAGAGGGAACCGUAUAACUUAUAAAGAAACACUGGCUGUAGUCAAAAGGGCAAGUUGAUUUGCUCUGCACUGCUGAUUUUUGUUUGCUGUGGAAUUGCGGGAAAAAUAAUAAAUGUUGUAAACCGUUAUGUGAUGAAA
This is a messenger RNA of Sebastes umbrosus (honeycomb rockfish), 1529 nucleotides long. RefSeq names its product phosphoglycerate mutase 1-like. The coding region runs from base 268 to 1032 and encodes 254 amino acids. The transcript has 4 exons. The record is from RefSeq and is a predicted model, not a curated record. Gene Ontology annotation, molecular function: intramolecular phosphotransferase activity. Gene Ontology annotation, biological process: glycolytic process. NCBI's taxonomy places the organism in Eukaryota, Metazoa, Chordata, Actinopteri, Perciformes, Sebastidae.